CACAAACAAAACCGGAAUGGACUCGAGACGAGAGCGGUACUAAUUUUUGAUAACUGACCCGAUUGUAGAUGCAAUUUUUCAUUUUUUGGUAGGCAGAAACACCAUAUGAUGAACUCUGAAUACCUGUUGUCCAAUUAAUCAGGUGAUACAACAACAUCACAAUGGACUCUGAUAGUGAAGACAUCGAUCCUCAUCCGCUUCCUGGGGGUGUUGCUCCAACACCCAUACAGAGGACCAGUUCACCUGAUAUUGGUAAUUUACUCGAUCCUCUCUUAGCCCUAACUCCGGAUAAACCACAGAGAACAACAAGCUUUCAAUCGGGAGCCAGUCAAAAACAGAGGAGAGGAGAAAGUAGGAAAGAAAGUGGACCAAAUAAAGAGAAUCGCCGUUCGCUUCCUGAACAACCAAGCAAAAAGAGUGAUAGUGAUCAUAAGCAAGGAAAGACAAGUCCUCUCCUUGUAUCACACCCUGGUGUUCUGUUUCAGCAAGAGAGAACUAAUCGAGACCAAGCAUUGCAGAAAAACUUAAAGAUCAUCAAGCAUGGCAUUCCUGGGAAGGAUGUGACAAAGGAAGCGAAGAGUAAGGAUGAAAUCGCUGCAUCAAGAAUAAACAAACUCACCAAAGCAAGUUCAGUUGGUGUUUCAAAGAACAUGGCUCUCCCAAAGAAAUCAACUGCUGUUCGAUCGUGUGUGCCAAACAGACAAAAGCCAUCGGAACGGACUGGUGCCACGAGUAAGAAGCAUGUGCGCAUUGUUGACCCGAAGGCUCCGCUGGCUACUCCUGAACUCCAUUCCACAGGCGCGUUAGGCCAUCAGCUCAAAGAGCUUGAAGCACAGACAUUUGAUGCCGAAGAGGUCGUGGUCAAGACGUUGCAAGAUUCUGAAGCGGCACGAUUGGCUUUCAGCGAGAGAGUAGCGGAAGCUGCCAAUGUUAACAGGAAAGAGAAGAAAUACUCAGGUCUUGUCAGUGUUGGUGUACCAGUUGAAACCACCCUUCAAAGGGCUAUAACACAGCGCCUCUCAAGAGUAAAACACAGGACACAAAGACCUUCAAAGGCAUCGGAAGUCCCUCCUCCGGAUAUUCUAGAGAUGUUUUCCCCUUCAAUGAUAGUGGAAUCUGCCAACGUAGACACCAGUGGACUUGUACCCCCAAAGGUCAAAGCAGCUCCAGUUGACCCUGAUAUGACCUUUGACCUUUACAGACAUAUGCAAUGUUGGGAUCUUGGAUAUUGAAUUGCAUGUGAUUUUUAAUUGGAGUCUUUUUCCAACAAUGUGACUGGUUUGCUGGUGGGAGAAAUGUUUAUGUACAUUCCAUGCCAAUGUUCUUGAUCUUUAUAUUAACAACGAUGACCAAAUCGAAACCUGACGUUGGCGGUAAAAUAUUUUCACUUGUUGAUAGAGUUGCUGUGGUGUAUGUGAAGAAUUAAGCUCGGUUGACACUUGCAUGCAUUGUGAUUGUGGUUCCCGCAUAGUUUUCGCAUGGGCACGCACUCAUGCGGGCCAAUGCGCAAACUAUGCGUGCCAGCUUGCGGAUAGGUGCAUGGCAGUGCGUGAAAUACGUGCCAAAAUUUUCAACAAGUUGAAAAUUUUAGCAUCACAAAUUCGUGAACUAUGCACAACCUACUGUACAUGUAUGUGCAACCUAGUCGUGCCACUGUGUACCACUGCAUGGCAUUAAAAUUGAAAUUUUGUGGCGCAAAGAAUAGUAGGCACACCCUCGGGGAAGUGGUACGCAGCUCACGACUAGUUCAUGACAGGGUCGCGCAUAAUGUAGGUCAAGCAUACUUCAUGCAUAGUUUGCGAAUGAUAUGCGCAAAAUUGUGAGUGCAGAUCAGUGUGAGUCAUCCUAAUCAACGAACGCAGAAGGUGUCAACACCAAAACGUUGAAUAUUUAAAUUUGUGCUAGAUAUGUCACAGAAUAGGAUGUCAUGAAAAUUUGCUGAAAGCAUUUCAGGACAGUGCGUGAACUGUGCGCGAACUAUGCGCAAACAAUGUGCAAACAUGUUGUGAACGUGUCGGGACAUUGCGUGAACUGAUAUUGCCAAGUUGUACCAUAAAGUGUCCCGCACUGGCACACAUCAAUGCUGGGCAAUGCGGGCACUACAAUGUGUGCAAGUGUCAACCGGGCAUAAGUCAUAUGUUUACAUGUAUGCUAAUAGUGGAUCUAACUAUAUUAUGGUACUUCUCUUCCAGCUGUCUAAAUGAUAAGUGCAUUUGGUUAGAUGAUAUGACGACAUUAAUUGUGGUGGUUGGUGGAAUAUCGCAGAUCCAUUGGAUCCAGGCGAAUUCCAUCCAUGCAGACAUGCACACCAAUAAGUAAUCUCGAGAAAUUAGAUUUUAUGAAAUGAAUUUUUGAGGAAAAACAUAAAUCAUUAACCUUGGCAUAAUGUGCUAUCUGUUUGUUUAAAUUGACCCCUUCAAGACAUUGCAUUGCAAAUGUAUCAGAACACAAGAAUAUCGGAAUGGAUUUAUUAGAAAUUUUGAACGAAUUAUAGUUAAAUAAUAUUGAUUGAUUUGGCACAGAUGUGAUAUAUUCAUGCAUAUAUAAAAGAGGUGUAAAUCAAGGACGGAUUGUAAAAG
This is a messenger RNA of Lytechinus variegatus (green sea urchin), 2579 nucleotides long. RefSeq lists its product as uncharacterized. Gene Ontology annotation, biological process: negative regulation of phosphatase activity. The record is from RefSeq and is a predicted model, not a curated record. Gene Ontology annotation, molecular function: phosphatase binding. Bases 162 to 1232 code for a protein of 356 amino acids. The transcript has 4 exons. NCBI's taxonomy places the organism in Eukaryota, Metazoa, Echinodermata, Echinoidea, Temnopleuroida, Toxopneustidae.